AUGAAUAUCCUGCACUCCACCCUCUCCACCUGGCGAGACCGUCUCGCCCCCGUCUCCCGCACCUCGACCUUCCGAACAACCGGCCAGAUCACCCCCGAAGAGUUCGUCCUCGCAGGCGACUACCUAGUCUACAAGUUCCCCUCCUGGUCCUGGGCCGAUGCCGCAACCCCCGCAAAGCGUGUCUCCUACCUCCCGCCCGGAAAGCAGUUCCUGGUCACCCGCGGUGUGCCAUGUCACCGACGGCUAAACGACAACUUCGCCGGGGACGCAGGCCACGAAGACGAGAUUGUCCGGGGCAUGCUAGCAGGUGAGGGUGACAACGAUGACGAUGGUUGGUUGCGGACGGGAGGCGGCGAUAACGCAGCAUCGUCGUCGUCAUCUGCACGGAUCGGAGAUGUACGCACGGUCGACGAGGCCGGGAAUAUGGGCGAGGUAGAGGAACCAGAGGAUGAUGAGAUUCCGGAUAUGGAAGAUGAGGAUGAUGAUGAAGAGGCGAUUAUUCGGGAACCGGUGACGGGGACGACGCAACCAACCCGCACCUACAACCUCUACAUAACCUACGCCAACUUCUACCGCACCCCACGCCUCUACCUCUCCGGCUACCUCUCAGCAUCUGAACCCCUCCCGCCCCAACUAAUGAUGGAAGACAUAGUCGGCGACUACAAAGACAAGACCGUCACCCUCGAAGACUUCCCCUGGUUCGAAGGCAGCGUAAAGAUGGCGACCGUGCAUCCAUGCCGGCACGCCUCCGUGAUGAAAACCCUUCUGGAUCGCGCCGACGCAGCGCUCAAGAUCCGUCGCGAUAAGCUCAAGGCCGCGGCCUCGGCGCACGCAGAGCCUGAUGCGAAGGUCGCUGCUGGAGCGGGCGGGUUGGAAGGGUUAGUGGAUGAUGUUAAGGGAUUGUCGGUGAGUGAGGGACAUGGCGGCCAGGGGCAAGCAGGUGGUGAUGAGUGGGAGAUGCUGCAGCAUGAUGAGGAAGAUCAGGUUGCCAUUCGCGUGGAUCAGUAUCUCGUUGUGUUUUUGAAGUUUAUUGCUAGUGUUACGCCGGGGAUUGAGCAUGAUUUUACCAUGGGGGUUUAG
This is a messenger RNA of Aspergillus tubingensis, 1080 nucleotides long. RefSeq names its product ATG3/ATG10 family protein. The record is from RefSeq and is a predicted model, not a curated record. Gene Ontology annotation, biological process: autophagy of mitochondrion; nucleophagy; autophagosome assembly. Gene Ontology annotation, molecular function: Atg8-family ligase activity. The transcript has 2 exons. Lineage: Eukaryota; Fungi; Ascomycota; Eurotiomycetes; Eurotiales; Aspergillaceae. The coding region runs from base 1 to 1080 and encodes 359 amino acids. Gene Ontology annotation, cellular component: cytoplasmic ubiquitin ligase complex; cytosol.